Molecule: messenger RNA, 1251 nt
Organism: Canariomyces notabilis
Lineage: Eukaryota; Fungi; Ascomycota; Sordariomycetes; Sordariales; Chaetomiaceae
Product: 4-hydroxyphenylpyruvate dioxygenase
Exons: 1
Coding region: 1-1251 (416 amino acids)
Biological process (GO): L-tyrosine catabolic process
Molecular function (GO): 4-hydroxyphenylpyruvate dioxygenase activity
Source: RefSeq, a predicted model, not a curated record
AUGUCACCGUCGGCCAUCUCGGAUCCUGUGACGCCCUCAAACGGUUACGCUUCCCAAGGCGCAACCGACUACGCUGUCCAAAGGCCUGCUGCCAACUUUAACGGCUACGACCAUAUAACCUGGUGGGUUGGCAACGCCAAGCAGGCUGCCGGAUACUACAACGCCUUCUUCGGAUUCAAGACCAUCGCCUACCGGGGCCUUGAGACCGGUAGUCGGUAUUUUGCUUCCUACGUGAUUGCUAAGGACGACAUCCGCUUCGUCUUUACAUCUCCCAUCCGUUCAGAGAAGCACCUGCCAGCGGAUGAGCCCAUCUCGCCCGAGGACAGGCACCUGCUCCGUGAGAUCCACGAGCACCUGGAGAAGCAUGGCGACGCCGUCAAGGAUGUUGCUUUUGAGGUAGACAAUGUGGAUGGUGUGUACGACAAGGCCGUCGCCAAGGGCGCCGACUCGGUGCAGCCGCCCAUGACGACGGGCGACAAGGAGCACGGCCACGUGCGGACAGCCGUCAUUCGCACCUACGGUGACACCACGCACACUCUCAUCGCACGCCACAACUUCCGCGGCGCCUUUAUGCCGGGUUUCCGCGCUGUCACGUCCUCCCCGGCCACCGUCACGCUGCCGGAUGUGCCGCUCGCGCGCAUCGACCACUGCGUCGGCAACCAGGAUUGGAACGAAAUGGUGUCCGCCUGCGCCUUUUACGAGCAGUGCCUGUCAUUCCACCGCUUCUGGUCGGUCGACGACAGCCAGAUCUGCACCGAGUUCUCAGCGCUGAGCAGCAUCGUCAUGGCGAGCCCCAACAACGUGGUCAAGAUGCCCAUCAACGAGCCCGCCCCGGGCAAGAAGAAGUCGCAAAUCGAGGAGUACGUCCAGUUCAACUCGGGCCCGGGAGUGCAACACAUCGCACUGCUCACCCCGGACAUUGUCUCGGCCGUGGCCGCCCUGCGCGCGAGGGGCGUCGAGUUCAUCGCCGUGCCCAAGACAUACUACGACACGAUGCGCAUGCGCCUCAAGACGGAGCGACGCAACUGGGAGCUCAAGGAGGAGUUUGACGUCAUUGAGCGGCUGAAUAUCCUUAUCGACUAUGACGAGCAGGGAUACCUGCUGCAGCUAUUCACCAAGCCCCUGAUGGACCGGCCAACGGUGUUUAUCGAGAUCAUCCAGCGGAAUGAGUUUGACGGCUUUGGAGCAGGCAAUUUCAAGAGCCUGUUUGAGGCGAUUGAGCGGGAGCAAGCGGAGCGCGGGAAUCUGUAA